This is a messenger RNA of Austrofundulus limnaeus, 401 nucleotides long. RefSeq lists its product as uncharacterized. The record is from RefSeq and is a predicted model, not a curated record. Lineage: Eukaryota; Metazoa; Chordata; Actinopteri; Cyprinodontiformes; Rivulidae.
GCAUGGGGUUUAAGAGGGGGUCCCUGGAAUUUUCUUCACCAUUGUAAGGGGUCCCCAGACCCAAAAGGUUUGAGAAGCCCUGCUGUAGAGCCUCCAUCAGGUCCACACUUUAGUUUUCAGUCAGAGACAUGAACAGUAGAGUGCCCCCUGGUGGCUGCAGACCUCAGCAGCAGCUCAUCACGUUUCUGUCUGUCUCCAUCAGGUGUGUCACCACACCACCACCCACCACUCUCCACUCCAUCUGCACAGUGACAGGACACUCAGUCAUUGACUUCUCCAGCCACUUGGACUUUGUAAAGGAUCUGUGUGAGUACUUGUUGCUGAAAAUCGAGAGUCUCUCUGUGAAGGCCAGCUUUCUUGAGCGUCGUACAGAUGUGAGCUUCCUGGACAGCGUGUGGCUG